AUGAGUGAGGAACAAGAUCCCUUAUUAGCUGCUUUGAACGGCGGUGAUGAUAAUGUAAGCAAUAAUAAUGAACAGCAACAACCUUCAACAGAAGAAUCUGCCGCAAUCGAUCCUGAGGUUGAAGCUAAAAAUAAAGCGCUAUCAGCCUUUAAAAAGAAAUUGUUAGAACACAGAAGAUAUGAUGAUCAAUUGAAACAACGUAGGAAUCAUAUACGAGAUUUGGAAAAAGAAUAUGAAAAAACAGAAAAUGAUAUUAAAGCUUUGCAAAGCAUUGGCCAAUUGAUUGGAGAAGUUAUGAAGGAAUUGAGUGAGGAAAAGUAUAUUGUCAAAGCAUCAACAGGUCCCCGUUACAUUGUUGGUGUUCGUAAUUCUGUUGAUAGAUCAAAAUUGAAAAAAGGUGUUCGUGUAACACUAGAUAUCACUACUUUGACGAUUAUGAGAAUCUUACCUCGUGAAACGGAUCCGCUAGUCUACAAUAUGACCACAUUUGAGCCAGGUGAAAUCUCUUUUGAUGGGAUUGGUGGCUUAACCGAACAAAUUAGAGAGUUGAGAGAAGUUAUCGAAUUACCAUUGAAAAAUCCAGAAAUUUUCCAAAGAGUUGGUAUUAAAACACCAAAAGGUGUCUUGUUAUAUGGACCACCUGGUACGGGUAAAACGUUAUUGGCUAAAGCGGUUGCAGCUACAAUAGGAGCAAAUUUUAUUUUUUCACCUGCCUCUGGUAUUGUUGAUAAAUAUAUUGGUGAAUCCGCUCGUAUUAUCAGAGAAAUGUUUGCAUAUGCUAAAGAACACGAGCCCUGCAUUAUUUUUAUGGAUGAAAUCGAUGCCAUUGGAGGACGUAGAUUUAGUGAAGGUACUUCUGCAGAUCGUGAAAUUCAACGUACAUUAAUGGAACUUUUGACACAGAUGGAUGGGUUUGAUAAUUUAGGCCAAACCAAGAUUAUUAUGGCGACAAAUAGACCAGAUACAUUGGAUCCUGCUUUGUUGAGACCUGGUAGAUUAGAUAGAAAGAUUGAAAUUGGAUUACCGAAUGAAGCUGGUCGUCUAGAGAUUUUCAAGAUUCAUACGGCUAAAGUUAAGAAGCAUGGCGAAUUCGAUUUUGAAGCGGCUGUUAAAAUGAGCGAUGGAUUCAAUGGUGCUGAUAUACGUAACUGUAUUACUGAAGCCGGAUUUUUUGCCAUUAGGGAUGAUCGUGACCAUAUAGUUCAGGAAGAUUUAAUGAAGGCAGUUAGAAAGGUUGCUGAAACCAAGAAAUUGGAAGGCAAGUUGGAAUAUCAAAAAUUGUAG
Messenger RNA from Saccharomycodes ludwigii, 1284 nucleotides. RefSeq names its product proteasome regulatory particle base subunit RPT4 (gene RPT4). The record is from RefSeq and is a predicted model, not a curated record. Gene Ontology annotation, cellular component: proteasome regulatory particle, base subcomplex; cytosolic proteasome complex. NCBI's taxonomy places the organism in Eukaryota, Fungi, Ascomycota, Saccharomycetes, Saccharomycodales, Saccharomycodaceae. Bases 1 to 1284 code for a protein of 427 amino acids. The transcript has a single exon. Gene Ontology annotation, molecular function: ATP binding; proteasome-activating activity; ATP hydrolysis activity. Gene Ontology annotation, biological process: positive regulation of RNA polymerase II transcription preinitiation complex assembly.